This is a messenger RNA of Oncorhynchus mykiss (rainbow trout), 616 nucleotides long. Its product is annotated as interferon a3. The record is from RefSeq and is a predicted model, not a curated record. NCBI's taxonomy places the organism in Eukaryota, Metazoa, Chordata, Actinopteri, Salmoniformes, Salmonidae. Gene Ontology annotation, cellular component: extracellular region. Gene Ontology annotation, molecular function: cytokine receptor binding. Gene Ontology annotation, biological process: defense response.
GGACAGACCGAGAACUACAGUAGACCUACGCUAAAAUGGGUUCAAUCAGCUUUUGGAUGUGCUUGGUCAUGACGAUUUGCACCUGGAAUAAAACCAUCGGAUGCACAUGGAUGAAGACACUGCCUCGGUCUCCGAGCAUGUUCCAAGUGUUCAGCAACAACACCAUAACGAUGCUUCAGAAAAUGGGUCAUGAAGUCUCUCGAGGACCUCAGAUCACUUUCCCUGACAAACAAUACAGACAAGUCAAUAAUUUCAAGGCUGACGAACAGAUUGCCUUCAUUUCGCAUACUCUGAACGCUAUAAAGAAAUUGUACAGCAGUGGUAAAUAUGAGUCCACCGCCUGGGACCAGAAAGGAGUUGACAAGUUUAUGAAUGACCUCUAUCGCCAGACCUCGGAGCUGGACCAAUGCGUAAAGGCUAUGAAAACUAGACUGUCAAAAUCUGUCAACAGAGUGAACAAAAAGAUGAGCCUUCACUUCAAGUUCCUGAAGCAUUUCUUGAAACGCGAGGAUUACAGCGCGAGCGGCUGGGAAGACAUAAGGACAGUGGUGCUGGCACACCUACAAAGACUAGACACAACAUUAAGUAGCAAAUGAGCGUUAUGUGUGUGUUGUGU